Silurus meridionalis is the source of this 3902-nucleotide messenger RNA. It is a transcript of the gene ccdc80l1, whose product is annotated as coiled-coil domain containing 80 like 1. The record is from RefSeq and is a predicted model, not a curated record. The coding region runs from base 523 to 3246 and encodes 907 amino acids. The transcript has 7 exons. Lineage: Eukaryota; Metazoa; Chordata; Actinopteri; Siluriformes; Siluridae.
GCAGCAGCUGCAUGAUCUUACUCCAGUGUACGCGAUCUGUCUGCGUGGACCUUGGAGGGCGAUAAGAACCGAUGGAGGAGAUGGUCCCGCUGCUUGCGCUCGAAUAAGAAGAGCAUUGUGUUGUAAGAAAAAAGCCCGAUGACACCGAUACUCCGUUAGUUAAGGAUAUGAAGGCGAACAGGACAUCGGCGUUGUGAUUGCUGGGUGAGUUAAGCCUUCAUUUUCAUGGAGAUCAACUGGUGGAGAAGCGCAUUUGCGGUUUUCUCACACUUUCACGCUCAAACACUACAGCGGUGACUGCACUAAAUGGCAAAUUGCUCUCAGUCUUUAUGUUGUCAAGGAUCAAUUCAAUAGAAACGCAUUCUCCAGGUCAUAUGUUGGCCCAAAACCGUUAUCUGGACCCCCCAAUUCACAUGCUUGUUUGCCUGUUUGUUUGUUUGUUUCGAUCAUUUCUAGACUAUUUUUCUCCCUUGUGAGUUGUUUUUUCCUCCCUAAAAAAGAGGACCAUAUUAACUCAGGGCGAUGCUGUCCUUGCUAUUGGCCAACAGACUUUCUCGCAGUGACUCCACCACAAUGAGGCUCCUUGAAACACAUGUGGUUUUGUGUGUUCUGGUAUGGACAGCACAAGCAUCAGAUUUCAAGUCUUCUGUAGGCACGCAUUUCGCACGAGCACAGACUCGUGGAAUGAAAAGACAUAUGGAAUGGCAAUCAAACACUUUUGCGGCCACCUCAGAGAACACAGCAUUUCUUCAGGCAGAUCAGGCUACGAAUUCCUCAAGAUCCCCGGUGAGGAGAGUCUUGAAAGGACGCAGACCUUUACCUCAAUCGCAAAGUUCAAACACGCAGCCAGUUGAGAAACCCAACGUGCCCCAUGUUCUCACAGUCACUGGCGCACCUCGACAGGGCUCUCAGGGCUCCCACGUUCGUACCUUCAAUCGCACCGGCUCCAUAAAUAUCCUUGCAAGGUUUGCUGGAAAGAACCGUGUGCUGGUCAUUUCAGCGCCGCAUGAGUCAGACGGGUACUACAGGCUAAUGAUGAGCUUGCUCAAGCCAGAUGUGUAUUGCCAAAUGGCAGACCGCCAUAUGUUGCAGAUUACCAUGUUCCAUGAAAAGGAAGAAAUGGGUGGGAAAGUCAGACGUGUGAACAAUGAUGGCUCAAUUGUUGAGGAACCAUUAGAUCCAGCCUUAGUGCCCAGGCUGAUGAGCUUUCUAAAACUGGAGGAAGGCAAGUUUGGCAUGGUGCUGCUGAGAAAAACCCUGCAGGUGGAAGAGAGGUAUCCGUAUCCAGUGCAGCUUGAGGCCAUGUACGAGAUAAUAGACCAGACGCCCAUGCGCAGACUUGAGAAAGUCAGACAGAAAGGUUUUGUGGAAAGAUGCAGGGCAACUGGAAUGCAGGGAAAAGUAGUGCAGUCGAUUGGAACAGGUUUGGCAGAUCCUAAAACUGGUGUGCAAAAAGGCUCUGAAGAUAUUGAGAAGGUAAAAGGUGCCAGACAUCCUCCCAAGCCCACUCAGAGUACUACCAGACAAUCUACACCCACCCCUAGGAGGAGAAUACCUAUACAUCGAGCUACUAAAAAACCUACAACUACAACAGUUACAGCCACAACCCAGCUUCCUACUACCACAACUACUACCACUAUUGCUACAACUACUACAACAACUACAACAACAACUACAGCUACUACUACUACUGCAACCACUACCCUUCUCACAACUCUGCCCUCAAGUACUGUCAAUCCCAUGACUCUGACUACAGUGGCGCAUAGACACCCACACACACCAUUGCACAGACACAAACCCCAAAUAAGCACCUUAAAACCCAUUAACCGCAACCGCCAAAAGGAACACGGUUCAACUGACCCGUCCUCUACUUCUGAAAAAAAGGCCCAACAAAAAGACAAAAACAAAGACCAGACAGAUAAGAUUUUGCCUGGAGCACAUAAGAAAAAGCCCACCAAGGAUAAACCGCACAGGGGAAAAAACGUAGAGAAGCCAGAAGCCGUAAUCCCUACAGCCAGUGAACCAGUGGAGAACUUUCUGACUACCAAAACGGCGAAGGCCGGCCGCGAGAAAGCUGAAAAGAAGAGAAAGACAGAGAGAACCGAAAAGCCUGUGAAAAAGAACAACACUGAGAAAAAAGUGGCAAAACCCUCCAAGGAUGCCAAGGUUAAUCUUCACAACAGAAAUGUGCCACAAAAAGCAGGCAGCCUUGAGGGUAAAGAUGUUGUUGGCAAGCCUACUGAAAAGCCUGUUGAUACCAAGAAGGCACUAGAAACGUUUCUUAGCUAUUUUGAGAAAAGAAGACGUCUGCUUGUUAUUACAACUCCAAGUGAAGAUAAUAAAAUGUACAGUCAGCAGAAGGAUGAGUAUCUGGAACAAGUAUGUGACAUGGCUCUGCGCAAAAUCUCUAUCAUCACCAUUUUUGGUCCUCUAGCCAACGCCACCAUGAAGAUAGAUCAUUAUCAGAUGGAGCAGGACAAGCCGGUGCGCAGCCUGCCAGUCAGUGAGCUCAUCAACCAGGAACUCAUCACAGCCUUCCGGAAGGAGCUUGGCAUGGUUUAUAAUGACUUCUUCAUGGCGCUGACCGACUUUGACAUUAAAGUGAAGCAACAGUACGAAGUACCCAUUAUCAUGAAGGCGGUGUUUGAUUACAUCGACACGUUCUCAUCGCGCCUCAAAGAGAUGGAGCUUCAGAGAAAGCUCGGAAUUGCUUGCAAGAAAGAAGACAAGUCCCGGACUCUAGAGAAUUUCCUUUCGAGGUUCCGCUGGAGACGGAGGCUGCUCGUCAUCUCCACCCCCGAUGAUGAGGAGUGGGCUUAUCAGCAGCAGCUCCAUGCUCUGACCAGUCAGGCCUGCAACCUGGGGCUGCGUCACAUGUCUGUUUUAAAGCUGACCGGGAGGGUGAUGGAGGACAUGGGUGGAGUCUUGGAGCUUUAUCCAAUCAAUGGGAGCGCAACGGUGGAGCGCGAGGACCUUUCCGGCCCGCUAGUGCACGAUAUCAGGAACUACUUCCAGGUCAGUGCGGAUUACUUCUCCAUGUUGCUGGUGGGCAAAGACGGCAACGUGAAGUCAUGGUACCCGUCACCAAUGUGGUCCAUGUCCCUCAUCUACGAGCUGAUCGACUCCAUGCAGCUGCGCAGGCAGGAGAUGGCCAUCCAGAUGUCCCUGGGCAUGCACUGCCCCGAACAGGAAUAUGGUCACCAUGAAGACUAUCAUGAAGGAUAUCAUCGUGGUUACAGUUACUAGAACAGUGGUUAAAAAAGGAAAGAUUUUUGUUUGAUCUCAUAGUUUAAUGAUUUUUUUUUCUUUUUUAAGCCAGUGGUCCAAAAAGCAGCUAGACAUUGGCAAAUUUUAUAACUUGAAUAAUCACUAAGAUAGGACCAUGGUUUUAUUCUGUAUUCUUAGUGGUGAGAUCUUUGUUUUAUUGAUUCUUAUUAUGAGUGUUAUAAGUAUUACCAUGUAGUGUAAUUUUAUAAAGUGACAUUAUGAUGCCACCUCACAGCUCCAGGAUCCCCGGUUCGAUCUUGAGCUCAGGUGAUGGUGUGUUUGGAGUUUCAUGUUGCAUGUAAAUAUCCUUCUCAUGUCUGUCUGGGUUUGCUCAAAGAUCUCUGUUUUUCCCAAAAACAUGCUGGGUACAGUACUCUGCACCGAGGUGUGUACUCUGUAAUGAACUGAUGUCCCAGUUCAGAGUGUGUUCCUGCCAUGUGGUCAACAGGAUUGGAUCCAGUUCCACCACAGCUCAGACCACAUACUAGAGAUAAAUCAAUGAAUGGUGUACUUUUUCAUGUGUUCUGUUUUAUACGGGUCUUUUUUUUUACAUCAUUGGCGCAGAAUUAAAUAAUUGUUAUUUUUGGGUCUAUAUCAGGACAAUAAAUCUAAAAGUCUGAGAUUCAUACUACACA